AACCCAUUCAUGACUGUGUAGCUUAAAGGAGGGUUCCCGAUAGGUUUUUCGGGAUCCGGGAUUGAGAGUAUUACAAGGCCGGGAUCCGGGAAUAUAAAGUAAGAGGGGAGCGAGAGAAAAUUUUUAGUCGGGAUCGCAGGACUGAAGAACUCUUGCAGUGCAGUGUACGUAUCAUGAUUGGAUCAUUAACUCUACUCAGCACUCUUGUAGCUUUGCUUGGUCAAGGCCAAGCCUAUCAAAUGAGAUGGUGCACAGUUUCUGAUAAAGAACAGCAAAAAUGCAGCGAGUUUCAGACUGUUCUGGAAAAACUGGGGAAAGAUUCCAAUGUUAACGCGAGUUGUGUUCAGGAUAAUAGUACAAUUAAUUGUAUGAAAAAAAUCAAAAACGGAGAGGCUGAUCUGAUUACGUUGGACGGAGGAGAAAUAUCUCGUGCAGGUAAAGAUUACAUGAUGACUCCUGUGGUUGCUGAAACUUAUGAUGAGGUUGGUGUUCCCUAUUACUAUGCAGUAGCGGUCGUAAAAAACAAAAGUACGAUCAAAACCCUAGAAGACCUGGAGGGAAAGAAAUCUUGUCACACGGGAGCGGGAAAACCAUCUAGUUGGGUUGUACCCGUUGGUACACUGUUGGCCAAGAAAUUCAUGACUCAAGAC
Molecule: messenger RNA, 650 nt
Organism: Pocillopora damicornis (cauliflower coral)
Lineage: Eukaryota; Metazoa; Cnidaria; Anthozoa; Scleractinia; Pocilloporidae
Product: melanotransferrin
Biological process (GO): iron ion transport
Cellular component (GO): extracellular region; recycling endosome; early endosome
Source: RefSeq, a predicted model, not a curated record